Messenger RNA from Sclerotinia sclerotiorum 1980 UF-70, 1020 nucleotides. RefSeq lists its product as hypothetical. Gene Ontology annotation, molecular function: glucosamine-6-phosphate deaminase activity; identical protein binding. Gene Ontology annotation, biological process: carbohydrate metabolic process; N-acetylglucosamine catabolic process; D-glucosamine catabolic process. Bases 1 to 1020 code for a protein of 339 amino acids. The record is from RefSeq and is a predicted model, not a curated record. Lineage: Eukaryota; Fungi; Ascomycota; Leotiomycetes; Helotiales; Sclerotiniaceae. The transcript is spliced from 4 exons. Gene Ontology annotation, cellular component: cytoplasm.
AUGAGACUCAUCAUCAGAGACGGUAAAUCGCAAGCUUGUGCCUACGUCGCGCAAUACAUUAUUGAUCGCAUCAAUGCCUUUGGACCAACCCCAGAACAUCCUUUCGUCCUUGGUCUUCCUACCGGCUCUUCUCCUAUCGGUAUCUACAAGAUCCUCGUUGAAAAGUACAAGGCUGGUGAAAUCUCAUUCAGAAAUGUCGUCACUUUCAACAUGGACGAAUAUAUUGGCAUCCCGCGCAAUCACCCAGAAAGCUACCAUACAUUCAUGUACAAACACUUCUUCUCGCACGUCGAUGUCCUUCCUCAAAACGUCCACAUCUUAAAUGGCAAUGCCGAGAACCUCGAAGCAGAAUGUAUACACUAUGAGGAAACUAUCAAAGCAAAGGGUGGAAUUGAUUUGUUCCUUGGAGGAAUUGGACCAGAUGGUCAUCUUGCAUUCAAUGAGCCUGGAUCUUCUCUUGCUUCUCGUACAAGAGUCAAGACUUUGGCAUAUGAUACUAUCAUUGCCAAUUCCCGAUUCUUCGGUAAUGAUCUGGAAAAGGUACCAAAGAUGGCUUUAACAGUGGGUAUCCAAACCGUGUUGGAGGCCAGGGAAGUUGUCAUCAUUAUUACUGGAGCACACAAGGCAUUGGCAUUGAAGAAAUGUAUUGAAGAAGGUGUGAACCACAUGUGGACUCUCUCAAGCUUACAACUUCAUCCUCAUCCGAUGAUUGUUGUGGAUGAAGAUGCAACACUUGAGCUCCAGGUUAAAACUGUCAAGUAUUUCAAGUCAAUUGAAAAAGUUGCCGCCGCUCAAGGUUUCGAACAGAUUCUUCCAUCUGCUGCUCGUACAGGUCCCAAGCGUACUAUACCUGUUCCACCCAUGCCAGAAAGCUUGGUCAAGGAAGCAUCUACCAUUAAAUCCCCACAACCUCUUACAACCACACUCUUAGCCGCGCCAGCUACUGAGUACCCAGUCCGCAGAAGCCACACUCCAGAAUUGAUUCCUGACCGCAUGGGCAGCAGAAUCUUGGCAGUUUAA